AUGUCUCCCGAUCUCACUCAUGCGCCUGUCACCCUGCAUUCCGAUGGCACGCACCCCCACGAGACCGUUGCCUUGACGCUCCCAAGAUCUUCGGUCCCUAGAACCGCACGAAAUCAUCAGUUGAACAAUCCGCCUUCGCAUCGUCGAGCAAACACCGAAUAUAUCGCAAGGCCUCCACUGUUCGAACAGGGCAUCGACGGCACGAUAUCAAACCCAAAGAAUACCCCUUGGUCCGAAACCUUUCCGAAGAAGAAGCUUGAAGCAAGAGCCAGGGUCUUGUCAGAUUGGUUCCAGGGGAAAUCAGAUCCAGUCGAGUUGGGGCUUAAGAUGGGCCCAGGUGCUUCAGAUGGGACCGGAUUGGAUUCCCGCCCAGCUGCAUCCAUGUCACAUAUGAGGCAGAACUCGACCUUGACGAAUCGGUUUUCAUUCUUCGGCCUGCGGCGACAACCGAGCAAACCCAAUUUCCCAGAGCCAGCAGAUGAUGAGUUCUUGAACUUGGACAUCACUGCCGCUCUCAGACUACCCGAAACGGAUGAUACCAACGAUGAGGCACUGGAUUCCCUACGAGAUCAUGCGGACAAAGUGCUACGACGUAUGCAGGAGGCCUAUAAGCAACGCACUUUUGCCAUGCACCAGGCUUUGGCAGACAAGAACGAAAAGCAGGAGGAGCUAGAAGAGACUCGCGCCAGAGUUGACCACCUCAAGAUGCAGCUGGACGGCAUGGCUGCCAAAGUGCUCGAUCAGGAGAAAGCCAUGAAGGCCAUGGCCGAGGAACUAGAGGAAGAGAGAGAAAUGCGAAAGACCGAGGAAUCGCGCCAUCGCAGUCGUGCAAUUCGUACUGUGUAUCCGGAUGACGACGCAGCUUCCAUGGCGCUCCAAACUCCCCGGCGUGGAGGCAAGCGUGCUAGCCAUAGCACCUUCACCAGCGACUCGGGCUUCGAGUCUGGUGACGAGAGCAUCGCCGAAAGCAUCUUCUCGCUGCGUGAGGGCGUCGAAUCUCCGACCUCCGCUCUGACAGCGCCGUCUCCCAACAUGUCGCAGAUCGCCCUGUCUACGCCGACGGUCCCGACGCCAGCACAGAAGAAUCUAGUCGCGGCCACGAGUACACCACCACCUGUACGCUCGGCAUAUGAUCGGGUCUUGAAGGGUCUUGCCUCAACGCGUUUAGGUAGCUCCUUCGCUGGUGGUAACAGUAACGCGCCUAAUUGCACCAACUGCUAUGGCGUGCCCGCUUCCGAGGCCUGGAGCGUGAUGGGUGUUCUGCAAGAGGAGAACCGCGGCCUAAAGAAUCGACUGGGAGAGCUCGAGGUGAUCAUUGACGAUUGCCUGGGUCUUGUUGGGCCUUGA
Molecule: messenger RNA, 1347 nt
Organism: Penicillium roqueforti
Lineage: Eukaryota; Fungi; Ascomycota; Eurotiomycetes; Eurotiales; Aspergillaceae
Exons: 1
Coding region: 1-1347 (448 amino acids)
Source: RefSeq, a predicted model, not a curated record